Molecule: messenger RNA, 8004 nt
Organism: Pseudopodoces humilis (Tibetan ground-tit)
Lineage: Eukaryota; Metazoa; Chordata; Aves; Passeriformes; Paridae
Source: RefSeq, a predicted model, not a curated record
AUGGCGGAGCCGCGCCGGGUGCCGUUCAUUAGCCUGUCACCCGUGCGGCGCCGCGAGGGCGAGAGUCCGGCGUUGGAGCGAGAGCCGGCGGGCCGCGACCCGGAGCCACCUCCGGCGGGCCGUGAGGCGCCACCGCAGGAGCCGCCGCCGCACGAGCUUCCCAGCGACAGCGCUGCCCGCCCGGAGCCGCUCCGAGACCCCGGCCGGCCCGAGCAGCCGCCGCAGCGGGAGCCCCCCCGGCCCGAGCCGCCGCCGCUGCCGCCACCACCGCGCCAGAGCGGGCGGCAGGAGCCGCCGCCGCCGCGGGAGGCGCUCCCGCUCCGCCAGACGGUCCGCCUGGAGGUGGUGCUGAAGGACCCCACCGAGGAGGGCUGCGUGGAGUUCAGCUACCCGGAGCUGCUGCUGUGCGGGGACUCGCGGAAGAAGUCAGUUCAUUUAGAGGAUCCAUUUAAUGACGAACAACGUGAGCGACAUGAAGUAGAAAUGCUUGCCAAGAAGUUUGAGGCAAAAUACGGUGGAAAGCCCCAUAAACAUCGGAAAGAUCGCCUGCAGGAUCUAAUUGAUAUAGGUUAUGGCUACGACGAGACGGACCCUUUCAUUGAUAAUUCUGAAGCGUAUGAUGAAUUGGUUCCUGCAUCCCUGACAACCAAAUAUGGAGGGUUUUAUAUCAACACUGGUACACUGCAAUUUCGCCAGGCAUCUGAAUCAGAAGAUGAAGACUUUGCAGAAGACAAAAAACAUAGGCCGCCUAAAAUAGCAAAGUUAAAAGAAAGUGAAGAUCGUGGAAUGAAGAAACGCAAGCGAAAAGAUGAAGGGACAGAAAAGGAGAAGAAGCCCCGGAAAAUGAAAGUUCCUAAGCAGUUGGGAGUAAUGGCCUUAAAUUCACACAAGUCUGAGAAGAAGAAAAAGAAACUGUAUAAAGACUCACUCUCUCUGGCUGCCAUGAUCCGUAAAUUUCAAAAGGAGAAGGAAGCCAUGAGGAAGAAGGAACCUAGUCCAAAACCUCCAGUGACUGUUGCAACCUCUACCCCUAGUAAAAUUCCUUCCUCCUCUCUCAGUGCAGGAAAUGAUAUCUCUGACUUGAAUCUUAGGAUCAAUGAUCCUGUCCUCUCCAUUUUUGGUAGCACAAAUGAACCUGAGCUCCUGCAAGAAACUGAAAGUGCCCUGGAGAUGCUGGGAGACAUUGACUUUGAUAAGUUGCUUGAUGGCACUUCUGAUGGCAGCCCGGUCUCUGAGCUGUCAGGAGAAAAUGGAAAUGUCACUCAGGCAACCUACACCUCUCAGGUCAUGACACCCAAGCAGGUGCCUGCCCUCCCAGAAGGUCUGCCUAUGCUACUUGAAAAGCGCAUUGGAGACCUUCGAACAGCUGCCAAGAUGUUUGAUGAAGAAGGCAGGAAGAAGUUUUUCACACAAGACAUGAAUAAUAUUCUUCUGGACAUUGAGCUACAGUUACAGGAGGUGAAUCCUGCCAUCCGCAAUGGAGUGUACUCACACCUGGAGGCUUUCGUGCCGUGCAAUAAGGACACACUGAUAAAGCGCCUGAAGAAGUUACACCUCAAUGUCCAGGACGACCGCUUGAGAGAACCAUUGCAGAAGCUGAAACUGGCUGUCAGUAACGUCAUGCCUGAACAGUUAUGCAAGUAUCAAGAGGACUGUCAGGCCCGCAAUCAAGCCAAGAAUGCCAAGUUGCAAGCGGAAGAUGAACGAGAGAAAAAUGGAUCAGAGGAAGAUGAUGAUGAGAAACCGGGAAAGAGGGUUGUUGGACCCAGAAAGAAGUUUCACUGGGAUGACACAGUGAGGUCUCUGUUAUGUAAUCUUGUUAAGAUCAAGCUGGGAUGUUACGAGCUAGAGCCAAAUAGAAGUCAGUCUGCUGAAGAUUACCUCAAAACCUUCAUGGAAACAGAAGUGAAACCACUUUGGCCUAAAGGCUGGAUGCAGGCAAGGAUGCUUUUUAAAGAAAGCCGAAGUGUUCACAAUCACCUCACUUCUGCUCCGGCAAAGAAGAAGGUGAUUCUGGCCCCUAAACCCAAAGUGAAGGACUCCAGUCCAAAAAAAGAACAGAAAACUUGUAUGUCUUCAGUCAAUUCAAGUUGUGCUACUGUACUGAGUUCCAGUGCAGCUGUGUGCACCCCAGCCAGCUCUAGUUGCACAGCAGCUCCAGAGACUAUCUGCUUGGAUGACUCACUGGAUGAGGACCUCUCUUUCCGCCCACCCUCACUGGAUUCUGUUUCUGAUGCUCUGGCAGUUAUCAAUAAUGGUGCCAAGGGAUCACCUCUUGGGUCCACCAUAGACACACCAACAUCCAGACCUCGCCCUGGGCUGAGGGAAGAGAAACUAGCAAGCAUUAUGAGUAAGUUGCCUCUGGCAACUUCAAAGAAAGUAGAGCCCACUCAAACAUCCCAUUCAUCAAGUCUUAUUGCUGGUCACACAGGGCCAGUACCAAAGAAACCCCAGGACUUAGUUCACACUGGUAUCUCUUCAGGCCUUAUUGCUGGAUCUUCAAUUCAAAAUCCCAAGGUUUCCUUAGAGCCUUUGCCAGCCAAACUACUUCAACAAGGACUACAGAGGUCAAGUCAGAUACAAGCUGCUUCCUCCUCUUCUCAGACUCAUGUUUCUUCCUCUAAGACUCAAGCAGCUAUUUCCACCUCCUCUCAAAGAACCAAGGAUGCUAAUAUCUUGGUAUCGUCUGCUGAGGCUCAAGGUGGUACUUCUUCAACAUCACAAGUGACAAAGGUGCACCAGCAUUCAGCUGUACAACAGAAAUAUGUAUCUCCCUUACAAGCAACUAUUAGUAAAUCACAGACCAAUCCUGUGGUGAAAUUGAGUAGUAAUCCUAAACUCUCUUGCUCAUCACCAGUCAUCAAGGCUCAAGAUAAGUCUGUAGUGUAUCGCCUGCCUUUGUCUAAUCCCUCAUCCGGAAGUGGCUCUCAAGUGUCUCACCCACUGGUUUCUCGGACAACAUCCAGCACCUCUACCUCUAGUAACUAUUUAGCCAAGGCUAUGGUGUCACAAGUUUCUUCCCAGGGUUUCAAGCCUCCCUUCUCCAUGGCUGCCUCUCCCAAACCUGCUGCCUCUCCCAAGCCCACUUCAUCUAAGCCCUCUGUGACACCCAAGCCAAAUGCAUCACCUAAAUUUUCAUCUAAGUCCACCUCAUCCCCCAGGCCUGCAACAACACCCAGUUCUUCCAGUUCAAGUGCACUAGUUUCCCAGAGUAGUCACUCCAGCAACAACCCCCUUCAUAAACAGACCAGUGGUGUAAAUAUCAGCAGGCAGUCUCCCACAGUGAAUUUGCUGUCUUCUAAUCGCACCUCAGGCCUUCAGCCUGCAAAAAACCCUCAGGCUUCUUCAAAAUUGCCCAACUCUUCUCCUUCUGGAACUGUUGGUAAAAAUAAUCUGGGUGGAGUUGGAAUGAAUGUACCUGCCAGCAGAGGCAGUAACCUUAACUCAAGUGGAGCUAGUAGGACUAGUCUGUCUGGGGGAGCAGGAAGUGGAACACAGGGUGCUACUAAACAGUUGUCAACUCCACACAGACCAUCUUCUGCCUCAGGGUCUCCAGUUGUAGCAGCCAGUGUGCAGCUGCUUUCAUCGGAACAUCUUAAGACCAAAACUGGUAAUAAAAACUUUAUCCAUGCUAGGAGAUUUCAUCACUUUGCUUUUCCUUCAACAGCAGGAGCAUCGUUACUGGCUAACGCCUCACCUCUGACUCUCAUGGCAUCACCCCUGUCUGUAACCAGUCAGAACGUGACGUCUACACCAUUAACUCCUUUUGGGAUGCUGGGUGGCCUUGUUCCUGUGACUGUGCCCUUCCAGUUUCCCUUGGAGCUACUUGGCUUUGGGACGGACACAGCUGGAGCGACAACCACCUCGGGAUCUACCUCAGCGGCUUUCCACCACAACCUAACUCAGAACUUACUGAAGGGUUUACAGCCAGGUGCUCAGCAUGCAGCAACGCUGUCUCAUUCACCUCUGCCUGCUCACUUGCAGCAAGCUUACACAGAUGGAGGCCAAAGUAAAGGGGACACUAAGUUACAGCGGAAAAACCAGUGACUUCUGGAUGAGCAAGGGAGCUGAAGCAGUUCUGGUUGGCUGACAGAAUCUGCCCAGUUGGGAAAGUGCUUAUUGUCACAGGGCUGCUGUUUCUGUCAAUGUUUACAUAUUCUGAUCCUAAGCACUGUGGUGAGAGGAAGAAGAAAAAUAAAAAAAUACUUGAUCAAAGAGAGAAGGAAAAGGAGGACUGGUCCUCCUGGUCAUGCAGACUGGUCACAGUUUGAUAUUGCCUAAAGAAACAACCUUUUUUAUCUGCUCUGAUUGGCUCUUAAAAGAAAUUGAUCGUCAAACCCACAGCAGCACCAACAUUUUGUUUCUGGGUGGAGUCCAAUGAAAAGUGGAAAUGGUGAAAGGAGCUAGAAUAGGUUUCUCCGUUCAUUGCGUAAGGUGGAUUCAUCCUUAGUGCCCAAAGUGCCCAGUGUAAGAUUGUGUAGGUCCUGAGUGUACUAUACAGUUAUGGACCAAAGGUUGUGUAGAAUAGAGAUGGUGCUGGGAUACUUUGCAUUAUAAUUAAAACUUUAGACAAAAGCAGUUUCUGAUAAUGGGCAUUUAUCCAGCUUUAGAAGGCUGUUUGGCUUUAGGGAGCCUACAGAUGUAUGCAGUCUCAAUAGAGAAUUGUCUUCAAAAACAGAUCUCCUGGUACAUCAAUAUGUGAGACACAGACUAUUUGUUUUGGUUAAUUUUCAGGGUUUUUUUAAGUACAAAAGUUCUUAUUUAAGGGAGGAAGGGGAUGAAAAUUCAUUCACAUGAAAAGAAACCCACAUUUUAUUGGUCAGACUAGCAUUUCUUUCCCACAUUUUUAAAUCACACUAAUGUUUCAGUAUUUCCUUUUGUUAAACUUUUUAUCUUGUGCUUAUUUGCUACUGAAAAGAUACUCUAUUCAUGUCUUUCAUAAAUCACAACCAGUUCUUUUCUCAUUCUCAGGCUUCAUCUUUUAUCUUACUCCUCCCAAAAGCCAUGCAUUAUAUUGAUUUGCUAGUUAAAGAAAGCUUAUUGUGACCUAUUCCAGAGUCAAAUUAAUACUGCUUCAGGCAUUAGCCAAAGAAGAGUCGUUCAAAAGCGACCAGAGGUGCCUUCUCUUCUGGGGGCUGAAUGGGUUGUCUCCAGCAUUUCCAGCCCCUGCUGGCCUGGGGAGUUUGACCUGAACUCUUUUUUACAUGGUAGCGCAAGACUGCAGAGCUGGCUUUGUUGUUUUGGUUUUUUUUUCUUUGAUAGCAAUACAUCAACCAGUUCACAUGUAAGAUUAGGAAGCAUCCGGCACAUGUUGCACUUUUGACACUAGGACAGAACUUUGGUGUUGAGUCCCUUGUGCUGUCGGAUAAAAAGUGAGAAUGGCAGAAACAUAAAAUUGUUUAUGACUAAGUAAGUCAUAAAGAAAAGGAGCAAAUAAACCAGUAUGAUGCCCUUCUCCUUCAACCCUGAAACAUUCCUUUGACCAGAGAUGCUGAAAUUCUUAGUAAAUAGUUUUUCUGGUAGUUUGACUUGAGAUUGAACCAGACACUACUGGUUAUCUCACACCUUUUACAGAGACUUUGACCCCUGAAUAAUGAAUCUUCAAUGUUUUUUGCUAGAUAACUUAGAGCUUGCAGGUUUCUUUUACAUGUGAUUUAUUUUUUCUUAGAUCAGGCAACAAUUUCUUUUCUAUUUAGAGCUCAUUUUAAUUUUAUAUAAAUAUAUAUACAUAAAUUUAAAAUAAUAUAUAUUGUGUAUUUAGUAUAAAAAUGUUGGGUUGAGCUCAGCAAUAAAUGUUUUUGCACAACACUUCUGUGAAAGACAGAUUGGUUUAAGAUCCAUUAGUUCAUAAGUUUCACUCCACAGCAUCUGCCAAUUAAAUACUUUUUAGCUGGAGCUAAUGUUUUGUAUAUGGUGUGUUGAUCAGAUAAGGUUGCAUCUCCAUCCUGGUUUAGAGUUGAAACACAUACAGCUAUGGAGACCCUGGCAUUAAUACUACACAAAUUCUGUCAAAAUACCAUAAACUAUUUACAGUGCAAGCUUAAUCUGAUAUUUUUUUCUUUUUUUCAGGAAGGGUUGAAGGAAGCCAACUUUGUUUUUUGAGGUCUAACAGUUCUGGCAGGAUGUUAAUUCUCUGAACUGUGUCAAACCUGAGAACUUUAAUGAUGCAUGUAGCUAAGGGAGUUGCAGCAGUGAGUCAUUGGGCAGCAAUAUAUUUAAAGGACCCUGUCCUAAGAGAGUUCUACCUCUUCUGUGUUUUCCUCAUCAAGGCAUCCCAUUCAAAUUGUCAUCUUUGAAAUUUUAGACUGGGAGACUUGGAGUCCUUUAUAACUACAGCACAAAUUCCCUUUCAAUAUUCCUUUCUUCCUGGAAGUAUGCUUUAUCUUCAGUUGAAGAGUAUUCUCUCUAAGUCUUGAGGGUAGGAAUAGUCCUGCCUCUGUGUCCUGUUGAGCUUCUCAGUCUUGGGAAACAAGUAAACUAAUACUUAUUGUGGAAAUAGAUACUAGGAUGAUGAAAAUAAAGAUGACCAUCCAUUGUUUGUGAAUCAGUUCAAACAACCUCCCCCCCACCAGCAGGUAACUGUUUUCAGUCAUCACACUCCUGUUAGUUAUUACUCUCCUGAGUGAAUUUGAAUGAACCACAUUGGGGGUGGGGGAUCCUUUACUUGCUGUUUUCUGUUCUCCCUGGUUAAGCCUAGCAAGGCCAAAUCAAAGGAAAUAAAAAGGUGGUUCCUAGAGACCUUUGCAGGUAGCAUAGACAGGAUGGGGAAGAUUACUGCAACGUUCAAAUGCAAAAUUAGGUUAAUGUUUUACUACUUUCUGCACAGCAGCUCUUCUGAAGACAUUCCCCCCCUGCCCAGGUUUUUACUACUUUUUAAGGGCCUUUGUUAAUAAAUAAACUGUAGUUGUACAUACUAAAUAAACCCUCAGUAUUCACAAGCAAUAAGAAAGCCAAGCAGAGCUGUCUUUUCCAGGCAGCAGGGCUGAACUUGGUUUGGGGACUGUAUAUGAGCUAACGUGUCAAGCUCUCUGAAAGCCCCAACCAAAUGCAAGCAAUAACUUCAAAAAUAGGUUUUAGAUGUUGAAACUGUCUGGGUAGUAUUCCCUGCUACAUGAUCCAAAGUCCCAAAAACCAUGGUAGCUAUUUUAAAUCAUUAGAGACUCUUGCAAAGAAAGAAGGCAGGCUAGAUGAAAAACAGGCUGCAGAGUUUCCUGAUCUCUUGGACUAUAACUGCAGUGUUCUCCCAUUCCAAGAUACAAAUGGCCUAAGUCACUUUAUCCAGCCUUCUCUGUUGAUUUGAGAAACAUGUCUAAAUGCUGAUCAACUGAGUCACAAGUGCGGAUGCUGUGGGUUUCACAUCUGUUUUCUGCUAAUCAGAAGUAACUUUUAAUCACUUGGGUUCUGCUUUGUGUUUCAAUAAGAUCAAAGUUGUCUGAUGCACGGAUUUCGAGGUGGAACAGGUGCUAAAAGCCUGUUCCUUCCUGCAGUCCCAUCACCUGACCCUUCCUCCACGCUCCUUCUCCACUUGGUGCAAGACACUUGAGGACAUGAAAACAAAGAACUCUGCAACUCUCCCAAGCUGCCAUCAGUUGUGCGAACCAGUAACCCUCUGGGAGUCACACUGGACUCCAACUAACUUUAUCACAUUUGCUGCUACAUUCGUAAAAUGAACUUUUGGCUGUAUUUAUUAGAAGAUUUUUAAUCUAGUUUACAGAUUUUCUUUUUUGUUUUCUUUUGAUUAGUUUUUGCCCACAGUUGGAUUAGAAUCAUUCGGGUGUUUGGGUUGAUGGGGUUUUUGUUUUAAUUUUUUUAUUUGUUUGUUUUUGAGUGAAUUGGUGAAAGCACAGUGGUCCCUCUUCUGCUUUAGUUCUGGAUUUUUUUUGAAGAUGGCAUUGCAGGAAAAACCUACAGCCAAGCCAAACUGUGGAAGGCUUCCUCCCACACCUAACUUUCAUCUUUUGCUGAACUGGGGGGAAAAAAUCAUUAAAGGGACACUUGAUUUUU